AUGGCAGACAACUCAAAUGAAGUUGAAUUUUGCUCCCGCGUGAUCAAAUUGAAAGGAAAAAACGAUGUGUGUAGAAACAACCAGCAAAAAGUAAGGAGCCCCAAAGUCUGGCUCGACUACUACAAUGACGUAGUGAGAGAUGACCUCAAGGAUAUAAAAGCCAAUACAAUAUUUAACGUGAAAAGAGAUGUGCUUACGAAAACAAUAUAUCCCAAGAAUAAAAAUUCCGCUUUAUUGCUACAUAAUCCUUUCGACUUUAAUUUGAAAAGAACUCAUCAUGCAAACGAAGGGAAUGGCCCCUCCGGUGUAAGAAGUGCUCACUCCACUGUGUGCACAGAACGGAAGAAAAAUUUUUUUUUCGAAGAUUUUGUUUGGAAUAACGAACUGAAGAGGUAUGUCCAGUUGGAACGGGUAGACGGGGGACAAAACAAGAAGCAUGGUAAGCAGAGCGGAACCCCUAGGCAAGGCGCCAACUGUGGGAAGAGCACCCGGAGAAGCAAACCUUGCAUGGGAUUGGACAACCGCGCAGGGGUCAUCAAUCACCAAAGAGGAAAUGGAAUAAACCUGGAGAAGUACACUCGUUUAAGCGGUGCAGGGGGGUUAGCAACCCGUCAGCGGAGGAAUGGGCCCGUAGCAAUCCGACAACGACCCAUCGAAGAGCCAAGUGCUAACCCUUACGGGCACCUAAAGGGCCACCCAAACAGUCACCCAAACGAACGACACGGGGCUGACGACCCAAGUGCGGACCCUAGUGCCUUUCUUGCUGCUUACCAAAGAGGAUACCACAGCGCUAAGCCCAGCACUUACACAACCUCAAACUACAACCCUGCAGUCGUUGCCUACCCCAACGCACCCACACCCGACGUAGCGCAUCAAAUAGAAGAAAAACUGAAGAACAUGAUUUUGGCAAAAUCGCAGGCCCUCAAGAACGACACCAUGAGAAACAAUCAUGGAGAAAAUAUCCUGAUGGUCCAGGACCAGAAAAGUGGCAGAGCGAAAAUCGUGGCCAAUAAAAGGAUCGAAAUAGGUCAGGUGAUUUUUGUAGAGGAGUGCGUCCUGGAGACAUCCAUCCUGCUGGAGCAUCUAUGGGACACGUUCAAUUCGUUAGACAAUGAGCAAAGAAAAAAGUUGGAUAAAAUUUCAGAGUAUAUGAAUCUGGGGAGGGAGAAUAGCAGUGGGGCACACACGCAUGUAGGGGGGUCCAUAUCGCUACCUGUAUCGGAAGAACUACUAGCCAAACCGGUGAGCAAAAUGAUUGACGGUAAUAAACACACCACACCACAUGGGGGUGAAAAAUCACCGCGUGUCAUUUCCUACUGCCAAAGUGGAGAAAAUACAUACGAAAAAUACACAAGACACAUAUCACAUAGAAUAUCCAAUAUACUAAAGAACUCAUUCAUUUCGCCAAAGGAUAAAACAAAAAUCAUGUUGUUUCAAUAUGCGUCCCUUUUAAAUCACAGCUGCUUCCCGAACGCUAGCUACUGCUAUAUAGACGUUAACAAAAUCUGUUUCAUCUCCAUGAGGACGAUAACUAGGUAUGAAGAAAUUACAAUAUCCCUAAUCGAUGAGCUGUAUUCUUCCAUCCAUCACAGAAGAAGUAAAUUAAUUCAAGUUAAAAAUGACACUUGCUUUUGCAACCGAUGCUCACAAAUAAUUGACCAGGAAAGACACAUCCUUUGUCCGUUCUGUAAAUAUUCCUACGUUAGGAAAGGGAUCGAUCCCAAGUAUUUAAAAAAUGCAUAUCAUAGUGGGCAUCAUAAUGGGCAUCAUAAUGGAGGUAGGGAUAUCUUCCACUGGGGAGAUGAGAGUGAGCCCUCCAGUGUUGGCGUCUUUCAGGGAGGGGCGAUGCAGAAGGGGCAGACGCACAAACAAGUCAUGAGUACACAAAGGGACAAGGUGAGCUCAUACAGUGACACAUCGUCCUCGGAAUAUGUCCCCUUCACACAAGAAAAAGUUUAUCCCCAAAGGGAAGUAAAUAAGAGUCCAUACCAUUACGCCCCGGGUGACGAAGGCGGCACGGGAUGCUACUCGGGCAGACCUAACCAAAUGGAAGGAGGCAUUACCAACAAGAAGAACAUGAGAAAAACGGGAAAAAAUUCUCAAGAGGAACUUUCCAUGCGUAGUGUGAGCAAAAACGAUACAGAGCGUUUAUCCAUGUGUGCUCAAAAGAGAAUGUCAACUGAGAGAAUAACCACAUGGGAUGAUACCUCUAGCAUGGGUGAAGUUCCAGUGGGAAAUUUUAAUAUACGCAGAUUUGAAGAGGGUCUAAACAUAGCAAAUAUUUUAAUGUUCAUUUGGAACACACAAAAUGAGAGAAAUGAAAUUGGGUGUUGCAGAUUUCACAAUAAUGAAGAGCUAUGGAUUUGUGAUACUUGUGGUGAAGCAGUUUCUUCGUGUGCCCUACCCGUAGCAAGUGAACAAAAUUUUACAAAGGUAUAUAAACUGUUGAGAGACAUGAUUAGUAGUAACCAAUUAGAUAGUGAACAUAGUGUUGAUUACAUUUUAACUACCAUUGAAAGAUCGCUUAUUUAUAUUAUUGGUAUUCUAGGAGAGAAGCACUGGCUAUAUGCAUCCUUUAAUUACCUAAUGGCAGAUUUAUGCUUUUCCAUUUGCUGCUACAGUUCAGAUUCCUCAAAGUGGGAUAGGUACCUGUUAAAAGGUUUUAAUUCGUUUCAAAAUUUCUUAUGGUUUAUUCAAACGAGAUCUCCGCACUCCAUUCACACCGACUUGGUACCCCUGGUGUUGAAAUUUUUUCUUGUUUGUAUUUAUACAUGCAAUUAUAAAACGCUGUAUGAAUUUGCGAGGUCAGGUUUUUUAGAAUUGAUAAGACAGAAAUAUGGCCCAUGGAACAUUCCUUUCAUGUGUCUUUAUCUUUCCUUUGAAAUGUGCUAUGCGCACAUCAAUCGCACGCUGCCCAUAUGCAGGGAAAUCCUUUUGGUGCUGGCAAACAUGACGAGGGUGCGGCUCUUCGAGGAGCUCCCUCCUUGGUAG
Molecule: messenger RNA, 2991 nt
Organism: Plasmodium fragile
Lineage: Eukaryota; Apicomplexa; Aconoidasida; Haemosporida; Plasmodiidae
Exons: 2
Coding region: 1-2991 (996 amino acids)
Molecular function (GO): protein binding
Source: RefSeq, a predicted model, not a curated record